AUGAUCCACGCUCGUCCAUUCGGCACCCUCCCCACCAGUCCCAUCGCCCCAUCCAUGCCCGGCGAACUCUCCUACCCUCCCCUCGACCCAGGACGUUUAGAGGCUUUCUUUGUCGCUUUCGGCGGUGAGAUGAGGCGUCGGGAAGGAGCAGACGGCCUCAUCGACCUACUCGGGAGUCACCAGGUGCCUGCGAGAGCACAGUACCUGCGUCAGCUUGUUUCGUCGUUGCCGGACGCGGUCAUCAUCAUCGUGGCUCCGGUUGCAGCUGUACCGGCGCUUAAGCGCCUCUGUAUCGCUGCCGUCAAGUCGUUGCACUUGGCGAAACCCGUGCACAUCGAAAUCCGAUCCAGAGAGGAGCAUUACCAUUCGAUCGGGAAGAAGUGCUGGGAAUUGGAGAUGAUGUUCGGACACGACGACAGCGAGGCGCAUGAUUACGACGCCCGCGGCUCCGGCCAAGCCAUGCUGAACGACGGAAGCGACAUCUCCGACGACGACACGGCCGAACCCCGCGAGAUCGAAGACCAUGCCGGGAUCCUCAAAAUCGACGAAAACGUGGCGGCCGAGAUGGAUCGCGUCCUCGGGACAACGAGGUCGAUGAGCCUGCCUGGACGAAGGCUUCCAGAAUCCUGCGCGCGAGGAGAAUAG
Cutaneotrichosporon cavernicola is the source of this 645-nucleotide messenger RNA. RefSeq lists its product as uncharacterized. The transcript has 2 exons. NCBI's taxonomy places the organism in Eukaryota, Fungi, Basidiomycota, Tremellomycetes, Trichosporonales, Trichosporonaceae. The record is from RefSeq and is a predicted model, not a curated record. Bases 1 to 645 code for a protein of 214 amino acids.